AUGUGCAUUCUCUGUGAGAUCGUUGUUCUUUGUAUUUGGAUUGUCUGUGUGCAGGUAGAAGGCCAAGUGGUGCACGAGCUGUAUCAUGCGAAUGCUGAAGUGGAAGUUUGGCUGCGCGAGUCCCGAGCCACGGGCACGGAAGUGCAGUGUGAGAGGCCCAGCAUUUAUACCUGCGAGGAACCACCAGACGUUGCUUCGGCGUUUUCUACCAAGCUGUGCAACUACCGUAAUGUGCAGUACCACGAGCAAGUGUACAAGUGGGUUGCAGGACGAGGGUGUCUCCUGUACACCCCGGACUUUCUCUACAUUAACGGCAGCAACCCUAUCAACUUGAAUGCGGCUUGUGUCUACGGAGAUCUAUUUGCGCCCUGCCUUGAGAUAGUUAAAGACGAUGGCACAUGCGGCUGCUUCCCCUUCGACCCAGGGUUUGAAGAGGUGGCGCGAGUGGUCCGCGACGUGACGGUCUCGUACGCGCACGGUCGAUGGGAGAAGUGCUUCUACGAGGCCAGCGACUGCUGCAGCCACAUGGCUGGUUACACUGCUUUAACUUCAAGUUUGGACGAGGAAGAGGAAUGCAGUACCACAUUCGACGGCUGGACGUGUUGGCACGCAGCGAAGGCUGGGACGGUCGCGUCAGCGGUCUGCUCGGAGUUCGCUUACUCCAACACUGGCCCGACGUGCCAUCACUACAGUACAAAGGAGUGUUACAAUAACGGCACCUGGGAGGUGGUAACCGACUACAGCACUUGCAGCGUUACCACUCGCCUGCUUCAUCGCUACUGGCUCUAUAUCGGUGUACUAGCUGCGUCCACCGCCGCUUGCAUACCAGCCGUCUUCAUAUUCUUCUUCUACAAGAGACUGCGCGUCACCAGAGUGGCUUUACAUAGGAAUUUACUCAUAGCAAUUAUUACAAGGAAUAUCCUGGUCAUCGCGAGUAGAGCUAGGAUAUACGUAGACGAGCUCACCUCAGUCGAGGACACUGUGAUGUCCACCAACGGUGUGUGGUGCCGGCUGCUGGCGGUGAUGGAGCGGACAGCGGCUAGCACGGUGUUCGUAUGCAUGCUGAUCGAGGGGAUAUACCUACAUCGACUCAUCGUAGUCACCUUCCGCACGCAGCUCAAGGUCAAAUGGCUGUAUGGAUUGGGAGCGAUUAUCGUAGUACUCCCAGUAACAGCGUGGUCUAUAGUGAUGAGUAUGUACAACGACCACUCGUGCUGGAUAGUCUACACCAUCGCCAAUAUUCAGUGGAUCCUGGAUGUACCGAGAAUCAUCAUACUGGUAGUGAAUGCGAUACUUUUCAUCGACAUACUAAGAGUCCUAGUCACUAAGAUCAGGAACUCUGAGAAUGCUAAUCAAUUGAGCACAGCCAAGGCAACAUUAUUUUUAAUGCCGUUAUUCGGAGUCCAAUUUAUAUUUACUGCGGUGCGGCCGAGUACCACGAACUGCGUGGUCGAACAAGUGUACUAUUAUAUUGCCUACACAGUGGAAGGAAUACAAGGGUUUCUAGUGGCAACAUUAUAUUGCUAUGUGAAUAAGGAGGUCCACUCACUCAUUAAAGCAACGUACAAAAAAACAGAAACAGCUGUUGUUUCGCGCAUUAGAGGCUCGUUAUCCGCAGCAGAGAAUAACGCGGGACCAGACGACAGAAGACUCACUUACAGCACCAAUCUACCAGCGAACCAGGACGAUAAGAAAGACGACAUAAAACCCAAAUAUGUCGCAGAAAUAAUAUCUAUACAAGCAAGCGAGAGGCUCGCCGAAAUACUCGACCCGCUUUACGAAACAAUAGACCCUGGUUUGAUAAACGAUGACUACAAUACCCUGGAACGAUCAGAUUUGGACGGUGACUCCGGAUACAUACCGAACAGGAAUCCCAAAACGGACGAUUACUAUGGAUUUACUAAUGCAUCCAGCGUGUCCAUCGGUUGUAGGGAUUGGUUGAAGGAUUCGCCUUACGGUGGUAGCGAAUUUACGCCUGGAUAUAUACCUUGUACCAACACAGAUAACCAUAAAAAUGAUAUAAGUAAUUAUGGUGAAGACAAUGAAGUAGAAUAUGUUGACAUGGAAAUAAGAAAAGUGAAAAAUGACGACCAAGACGCUACUCAUUUAGAUAACGUGGAAGAAACAGACUUGUGUCCGCCUCAAUCAGACUGUGAUAACAUGCUGGAUGAAAUAAUGCAGUGCAUCCAAACGAAAGAAGACGUAGACCUGAACCCCGAACUACUCGCACCCAACAGACCAGACGGAGAUAAAAUUGUUUUCGUUGAUAUAUAA
This is a messenger RNA of Aricia agestis (brown argus), 2274 nucleotides long. It is a transcript of the gene NGR-B3, whose product is annotated as calcitonin receptor-like protein 1. The record is from RefSeq and is a predicted model, not a curated record. Gene Ontology annotation, cellular component: plasma membrane. Bases 1 to 2274 code for a protein of 757 amino acids. Lineage: Eukaryota; Metazoa; Arthropoda; Insecta; Lepidoptera; Lycaenidae. Gene Ontology annotation, biological process: adenylate cyclase-modulating G protein-coupled receptor signaling pathway; cell surface receptor signaling pathway. The transcript has 10 exons. Gene Ontology annotation, molecular function: peptide hormone binding; G protein-coupled peptide receptor activity.